Molecule: messenger RNA, 3159 nt
Organism: Eucalyptus grandis
Lineage: Eukaryota; Viridiplantae; Streptophyta; Magnoliopsida; Myrtales; Myrtaceae
Product: transcription factor TCP2-like
Exons: 4
Coding region: 1226-2770 (514 amino acids)
Biological process (GO): regulation of secondary shoot formation
Cellular component (GO): nucleus
Molecular function (GO): DNA-binding transcription factor activity; sequence-specific DNA binding
Source: RefSeq, a predicted model, not a curated record
UCUCUCUCGCGAUAAGCCCGGGGUAAUAUAUUGCCGGAACGAAUGUGGAUCAACGAAUGAAAAAUGAGUCGUAACCCAACCCAACUCAACUCCAACUCAACUCACUGUCUUCUCAAUCUUGAUCUCUCUCUCUCUCUCUCUCUCUCCUCUUCUUUAGGGCAAUCUUGAGCUCAUAACUCUCUCUCUCUCUUCUCUCUUUCUAUCUCUCCCUGUCUGAGCAGAUAUAUAUUUCUUUUUUCCUCCAAGACACUUGGAUUUUGAUUUGGGUCUCAGCCAUCAAAACCAAUCCCGUAUUGUGCUGCCUGCCCCCCAUCUUCUUCGCUCGCCAAAGCUUGAGCUCAAGAAUUCUAGCUGUUUUUGUUGUUGUUGCUGCUGUUGCUGUUCUUGAUGAUGGUGUCAUAGCGCCCAUCUGAGCUCCAAGGUCCGUCCAUGGCGGGUCAUGGAUGAGCAACCGAGUCCUUGACAGUGCGUGCCAAACUGGAGAGCCGCAAAAUCUGCAUCUCCUUUUCGUUUCUUUGUUCGGCUGGAGAAGUGGGUUUCCUCCAAGAAGGGUCAGCCAGAGCUUCAAACAAGAAGAAAAGGGUCAUCUAGAGAAGGUCAGAUCAACCGUGCCGUACAAGAAUUGACUGGUGUUUCCGCCCGCUCAUCGAGCUUUGAAUCUGGAAAAAGGAAAAGAGGAAAUUUUUGAAAGCUUCAGAUCGAGUACUGAAGGCUGAAGCUCUCCCUUCUGAGACCAUCUCAGGCUUUGCUUUUGAAAGAGGCACACACUGCAAAAAAAACUGCAGAAAUAGUGAUAGAGAGAGAAGAGAGGAAGCUGCUCUAUCGUUAUUGACUCUCUCUCUCUCUCUCUCUCUCUCUCUCUCCUCGCACACUCGCACAGACAUCCCUGACUUGGACUUUGAUAUAUCGGAGGCGUAAAAACAGGCUACUUUUUUUUUAUCGCUUCCCAGCCGAAGUACUCUCUGUAUUAUCGUCAUCAAUGCGUAGGACAUUGCAACCCCACCUGCACUCUCGCCAUCACCACCACCACCACCACCACCACACCCACCAAAAUCCCUCCUUUUCACUUGCAACUUCAACCCACCACUUCUCUCUCUGAGACCCACUUCCUCAAAUUCAAACCUCUUCCUCCUCCUCUCUCUAGAACAACCAUAAAUUCUAGUGAAAAGCCAUAAGGGUCUCAUCAAGUUCUCCGGCCCUUGCUGUUUUGAGGCAUGAAAGCGGCAUGGAGGUGGAGGAGAUCCAGACACAAGCUAAGUUCCCAAGGGUUGGAAAUGGGACCAGCAGGAGCAUCGAUUCGGUCAAGGUUAGGCCCAAAAUUGGCGACCAGCAGUACCCCGACGACGAGGAAGAUGGAGCACAGCAAAAGCAUUCCUUGAACCUCGCCGCCGCCGGUAUCGGGCCCGCCGGCAGCGGCACCAAUGGGCUCCGGGGUUGGCACAGCUCCCGGAUCGUUAGGGUUUCACGGUCCUCCGGCGGAAAGGACCGGCACAGUAAGGUCCUGACCUCGAAAGGCCUCCGGGACCGGAGGGUCCGCCUGUCCGUCGCCACCGCCAUCCAAUUCUACGACAUCCAGGACCGUUUGGGGUAUGACCAGCCCAGCAAGGCGGUGGAGUGGCUUAUCAAGGCGGCAUCCGACUCCAUUGCGGAGCUUCCUUCGCUCAGCGGCUCGUUCUCGGAGACGCCGCAGCAGUUCAGCGACGAGAAGCAGCGGGCGAGCGACGGCGGCACGGAGCAGGAGCACGGGUUCGAUUCGGCCGAGGUUGAGCUGGACGGCGACUCCAAUUUCCAGCAGCAGAACCAGAACCUCUCUCUGUCCAAAUCCGCCUGUAGCAGCAACUCUGAGAACAGCAAGGGUUCCAGUCUCUCUCUGUCCCAGUCGGAGGUCCGGGCUAAUCGCAUGGCGAGGGCGCGCGAGAGGGCGAAGGAGAGGACUGCCAAGGAGAAGGAGACCAAUAACCAGAACCUGAACGCAAUUACCCAUAACUCUUCCUACAUCGAGCUCCUCACUGGGGGGGCUAUGAGCACUGGAAACAACACUGCCGCCGCGGCCGCUGCUGCCACCUCCAAUGCCACCACCGCCGUUGCCACCACCACAAGUAGUCCUUCCGGCAGCGGCGAGGCCAAUCUGUUCCACAAGGCGGCAACGAGGCCAUGGAACUCGAUGACCAUGGAGUACAUCACCGGUAGUCUAUUCGGUGCACAAUUUUCCAGGGGACAUCCUCACCACACGUCUGGUGGGUUUCCUGGGCAGAUUCAAACGGGGAACAGCACGAAUUCGCUGCCGCAAGCGAUGCAAGUUCCGGCCUUUACCAUCUCCUCCGCUGAAAGUGGUGGCGGGGGCAGCCACCACCAGGAGCUCCCGCAUUACUCCUUCGUGCCCGACCACCUCAUCCCGGUGGCGGCAGCCACGGGCACGUCGCAGCCAGAAUAUCUGAACUUCAGCAUAUCUUCAACCUCUUCUUCUGGCCUCGGCGGCUUCAAUAGGGGGACCCUUCAGUCCAAUUCGUCAUCACCGUCUCUUUUGCCUAACCACCUCCAGAGGUUCGCUACUCCCAUCGCUACUCCCAUGGACGGUCCAAGCAUGCAAUUCCUGCUUGGCACAGCCAUGCCCAUCGCUGUUGAGACUAAUCACCACCACCAAAACCACCACAUUGCGCAGUUCCCAUCUGGGAUCGAUGGCCGGCUGCAGCUCUGCUACAGUGACGGUACCCGACAAGCCACGGCCGCAGCCGCCAGCCAGCACAAGGGAAAAACAAAGAACGGAUGAACUCCAUCAAGAUCCAUUCGUAUGUAAUCCAUCUUCUUUGAGUUAAUGCAGGUGGAUGCUAUGGUGCGGAGAGUGAAGAUGUAGAUAUUGCGGUGCCAAGCCACGAGCGGAUCAGAAUGUGACUGUUAUAUCUUUCAUUGUCUUAUGAAUUUCUUAUUCGAGUAAUUGAUGUUUUAGUUGCUUAUAUGUUGAUUUGGAAGUAAUAUUGGCUCGACCUCGAGCGUUCAAGUUGUGUUAUCCCCAUGUGCCAUUGUGUGCUUGCUUUCCUGGCUUUUUCCCAGGGUAUGAAUCAAGGAUUUGAUUGUUGCUGUUCUUCAUUGUUCUUGAAACUGUUCUAUACAGUCAAAUCAACCACAGCAUGACUCAUGCAAAAUGAGCAUCGCCAGAAA